Messenger RNA from Platichthys flesus (European flounder), 5390 nucleotides. Its product is annotated as solute carrier organic anion transporter family member 1C1-like. Gene Ontology annotation, molecular function: protein binding. Bases 950 to 3016 code for a protein of 688 amino acids. Gene Ontology annotation, cellular component: membrane. The transcript has 15 exons. Lineage: Eukaryota; Metazoa; Chordata; Actinopteri; Pleuronectiformes; Pleuronectidae. The record is from RefSeq and is a predicted model, not a curated record. Gene Ontology annotation, biological process: transmembrane transport; sodium-independent organic anion transport.
GUUAAUCUCAUUCGUUUCAUUUGUUUGAGGUUUAUUUGUCAUUUAUUAUUAAGAUACUGAACCCCAAAUUGCCCCCUCACCAUUGCUUACCAUUUCACCAUAAAAUGAUCAUGUUAUAUGGGUAUUCGGUGUUGAGAUGGUGAAAAUGAUUUUAAUACGUGUCUAUUAUCUUUAUAGGACAUUUCUCUUGUGUUGUAUCACUAGUAUAAAUGUAAAUCAAUGACUGAGUAUCGUAUACUCUAAACAAGUCUAAUCAGGUGAGUUGAUGUGAAUUUAUCAGCAAUAUGGUCUCAGAGAGAAAGCCAUUGUUAGCAACUAUCAAUAGGACAGGAAGACUUUGAUAAGGAUUAGGAAACACCCAGUCUUACAAAAGCUGACUUUCUUAAGGAGAGGAAAGCAUUUCACUCUUUGAAAACACCAAACUACCAGGAACAGUGGGCUUGUAAAAUAAGCUUUGACCAGCUUCACGCUGCUGCUGUUUGUUGUGCGUUCAAAAGGAUGGAUACUCGGGAAGCAUUGUGAUGUUCACAGAGGAGGAUGUACGAGUGCAAGCGAGUCAUGAUUGUCUGCGUGUGCGUUUGCGUUCAGUGAACCUCCUGAGCCUUCCGGUGCAGGUCCGACACACAUCUCUUGUUGGACGUUAGCCAACCAGUGCAGGUUGUGUGUGUGUGUAUGCGGGCUUGUGCCUAUGUGCUCAGUGGCUUUAGGGGUUUCAGGACUUUUUAUUGACAUGAUCAACAAGUACACAUUAGUAGCCGGGUUACUCAUUACAGGUGAUGCUGUAGUUUGUUUGUGAUAAGGCUCUCGCUUUGAGAACAAAGUCCUGUCAGGUAUAACAAGCCGUCAGCUACUUCAGCACAUCCCACCCAUCCCUCUCAGGACCACUGCUGCUGCUCAGGCCUCUCAGAGUUGUGUUUUCUGCCUCCUCGCAUCUAUCGAGAACAGCAUCAUGAGUGUAGAGUCCAAAAAAACACGUGAGGCCUGCUGCUCCAAGCUCAAGCUCUUCCUGGCCUCGCUGGCAUUUGUGUAUUUUGCCAAAGCCUUUUGUGGAGCCUACAUGAAGAGCUCCAUCACUCAGAUUGAGAGACGCUUCGACAUCCCCAGCUCCCUCAUUGGGGUUAUCGAUGGCAGCUUUGAAAUGGGCAACCUGUUGGUCAUAGCCAUUGUUAGCUACUUCGGUGCGAAGCUCCAUCGUCCACGGCUGAUCGGUAUCGGCUGUCUGAUCAUGGCUGCUGGAUCUUUCCUCAUCGCAAUGCCCCACUUCUUCCAGGGAUUGUAUAAAUACGAGACAAGUAUGACUCACAGCACAGACAUAAACAGCACAGAGAACAUCCUGCCCUGCUUGUCCAACCACAGCAUCCCUGACGCAGAUGAGACGCUUGAUUUAGCACCUCAAGCAGCUUGUGAGAAGGCAGCUGGCUCGUCCAUGUGGAUCUACAUUUUCCUGGGAAACAUGCUGCGGGGGAUUGGAGAGACUCCCAUCAUGCCUCUGGGUGUGUCCUACCUGGAUGAUUUCUCCAGAGAGGAGAACACUCCUUUCUAUUUGGCUUGUAUCCACACAGUGGGAAUCUUAGGACCUAUGUUUGGGUACAUGCUUGGUUCCUUCCUUGCCAAGAUCUAUGUAGACAUCGGAUCUGUGGAUUUAGACAGCAUCAGCAUUAACCACAAGGACUCCCGCUGGGUGGGGGCCUGGUGGCUGGGCUUCAUAGUGACCGGCAUCGUGCUGCUGCUGUCCAGUAUCCCAUUCUGGUUCCUGCCCAGGUCCCUGCCCAAGCAGGGCGAGGAGGGGAGUCAGAGUAAGAGCACAGAGCUGGCCACAGUGGCAGAGCAGGAGAAAUUCCUGGCAGAGGAAAACCAGGAGCAUGACGAGAAAGAGAAGCCGGUUUCGUUCCACGAGAUGGCUAAAGAUUUCGUUCCGUCUCUGCGACGACUCUUCAAGAACAGCAUCUACGUACUGAUGAUCCUAACGCACCUCGUGGCCGUCAAUGGCUUCAUGGGCCUCAUCACCUUCAAGCCGAAGUACUUGGAGCAAGUCUUCGGCCAAUCCGCCUCCAGGGCCACUUUCCUCAUAGGUAUCCUGAACCUGCCGGCCGUAGCUUUGGGCAUCAUCACCGGAGGGUUUGUGUUGAAACGCUUCAAGCUGGGCAUCGUCGGAGCAGCCAGGGUGUCCAUUACUGCCACAAUGGUGUCCUUCUGUCUGCUUUCCAUGCAGGUCUUCAUGCACUGUGGACAAGCAGACGUGGCUGGUCUCACUGUCUCAUAUCAGGGGGCUCCUCAGGUGUCACACGACCAUCAGACUUUGCUGUCGCAGUGCAAUGUGGGCUGCUCCUGCUCGGUGAAGCACUGGGACCCGGUGUGUGCCUACAACGGCAUGACGUACACCUCGCCAUGCCUGGCCGGCUGCCAGACCUCCACUGGCAUUGGCAGGGACAUGAUGUUUCAUAACUGUAGCUGCGUCGAAGACAAGAGGACAUCAUCUGCGAACAUGUCUGCAGUGCUGGGCCAGUGCCCCAGGAGCAGUGACUGUGAAGGCAUGUUUAAAAUCUACAUGGCUCUGUCUGUGAUUGGAUCCUUCAUCUCUGCGUGCGGGGCAACACCAGGAUAUAUAGUGCUGCUCAGAUCCAUACAGCAAGACCUGAAAUCCCUGGCAUUGGGAAUGCAGACACUGAUAGUAAGAAGUCUGGGUGGGAUCCCUCCUCCUAUUUAUUUCGGAGCACUCAUCGACCGAACCUGUUUGAAGUGGGGUACCAAGCAGUGUGGCGGUCGAGGAGCUUGUAGGCUCUAUGAUGCUAACGCCUUUAGGGUGACAUACAUGGGCUUGAUAAAUGGACUCUACUUCCUGUCCAACAUGCUGUGGGUGGGUCUCUACCUCCGAAUUGUCAAGCGACAGAAGAAGUUAGCGUUGAGGAAUCAGGCUAAAGAAAACGGACUAGAGGCGAACGGACAGGUCAACGGACACGCAACCAUCAGCAUCGCCAAAGACAAAGAGGAGGCAGACAAGGAGACCACCAUUUAAGAUGGUAUGAAAUCAAACCAUAAUACAGGUGAAUGACACAUGUAGUAUUUCCCAUUACUUAACUACUGUGCUGCACCCGGACUGGACCAGAUGCAGUAAUGGUACAGUGUCAGAAUUGUAUACCUCUUUUUCUAUGUAGUAUGUGUAUAUAUGCUGUAUUCAUAUAUACAGUAUAUGCUCAGUUUAGUGUAUGUACAGUACAUUGUUUUAAAUACUAGUUCAAGAGAAAGUGUUGUUAUGUGUUACUGACAAAGUAUUUUUGAAUAUGGCAGACACUUUGUGGGAUUAUGGAUCCCUCUGCUUGUCUUCAUUCAACUAUAUUAUAAUGAAGACACAGAGGGUGGUUGAGGGUAUCAUGUGUGAUAGGUUAGUAAAAUCGUCCAGUUUAGACAAGAUGAGUAAUUGAAGAGGCGUAAAUACACAAAGUAUAAGAGGAAUAAUUAGAAAUGGCAGAUAUUUGAUUUCACAUACAGAUGAUUAUUUUUGUUUUAAGAAAAACCCCUUCACUUACUGUAUACAGGAUGAGUUAUUAUAGACGGUACCUGUACCCAUCAAAGUAAGUGAAGUCUGUGAUUGCUGAAGGAUGAUCCAGUCCGUGAACGCAACACAAGAAUGAAAUAUAUUUAGUUUAUUAAGGAAGAUUGAUCAGAUGUGUAAAACUUUAACGAGGAGGAGGAGAUCCAGACACGUUUUCUUAACCAUUUUAUAUCUGCAGCUCAAUCCCAUUUUAGUUGGUGCCCAUAUAUGGGCCACCUAAAAAAGAAUAGUUCGGCUGGAGGAAUAAGACAAAUUAAACUACAGACUGCCAUUUGUUAGCUCAGCUCAGCUUAGCACACAGAGGCUCAACACUGGUUAGUUUGUUUAGUCUGCUCAAAAAGUAAAUUCCAAAAACAUUGUACAUGUCGUAGAAUGUAUGUAACGCAUUGAAUAGGGAGCAUCAGACUUGUGAUGUACAAUGUACACAACUAGACCAGUAGGGAAGUAAGAAAUCACUCAUAGUGGAUGGAGUCGAGAACCGUUUUGUCUAUCUGUUCUGAGAGGGGCAAAAUUCUCUCAUACAGAUCCUCAAGUGAUUGUCAAGUGCUGGGUUAUCUUUGUAGUAAAUUUAAAAAAUUUGGCUUCAGUGUUCAACAAAAAUGAUCUAGUUGUGUUUUCCCAACUACUUUGCUAUGGAUAUUAGCUCAUUCCCCUGUCAUAGCUUUGUCCUCUGGAAAAGAAGGACAGGACGUUUGGGGGGAUUUUUGAUUUAUUAAUUUUGAGAAAUCUGCCUUAAUGGCAUUAAGGUUAAAAACAAUAAAAGCAUUUUAUUUAAAAUCACAUUAACUAAUGUCAGACUUAUAUUGCAAUUCCAAUGAACACCUUCUCUCACGAUGAACAGUUCAGUUUGUUUGUCUCGAUUUUGAACAGUUCACCUAUUUUACAAAUAUUCAUUUAUUUGCCCUCUAUUCCACAUUCUAGAAGUCUGUAACAGAAUCCCUCAUGAAAAUGUACCCGGAAACUUUGCUAAAAUGAAUAAAACAUAGAAAUAUAGCUUUUUUACAUGUUUGGUACCACAGUAUAGUGAUUAAGGAGGAAGCCAAGAUGAUUUAUGGUCUUAAAAUGGUCUUUGUAAAGGAAAUCUGACAUUUCUCUAAAAAGCACAGACACACACACACAUACACUCAUAUAAAUAGAGGAAUCAAGUCCAUUGGACCAGAUGUCAGGAGAAUUAUUCUGACUAUAACAUAACAUUGAUCAACUUGAGCACUGUCCCCUGCAUUUACAUUUUUACAGGCACUGAAAUAUAUUUCAAAUCUUUCAGGAAAUGUUGGUUUAACUUUUGUCUCGGUUUAAACUCACUUAUACAGAUUUUCUAAAGGUUUUGAAUAAACUAUGCAGAAUCAUCUUCAUGAAUCGUUGUGCAUAUUUGAGAUGCCCAUUAUGGGAUGUACUGUCAGCUGUCACAGAGGCAGAAAGGUCACUUUACGCUCUCUGUUAAUGGCCCCUGGCUGCAUCGAACAUGUCCGAACAUGUUGUGUGACUGACACUGCACACACUUCUUGUUACAUCACAUUAUUUUACACAAAAACUAGAGGUCAACAUUCACAUAAUCCUCUGAAUCCCCUCUGUUUGUUUUGGAAAGUUCUCUAAAGUUUGCACAGUGGACUAAGAGCUGGUGCAUUGUCGCUCUGCUACUGUAAGUUUUAACUCUGUUAUACAAUGACUGCAUAGUUGUAGAAAAAAAAAUUUAGAUGUGCUAUUAAAAACUGUUAAUAAAAAGAAUUCAUAUUGUUGUUUUUUUUGUUUUAUCUUCAUCAUUGCAUUUUUACAAUUAUAUUGAUUGUCCUUGAAAAUAUAUGUAAGCCGAAUUUUCACAAUAAACAGUUUUUAUGCA